Molecule: messenger RNA, 2562 nt
Organism: Ostertagia ostertagi
Lineage: Eukaryota; Metazoa; Nematoda; Chromadorea; Rhabditida; Trichostrongylidae
Source: the annotation of a GenBank genome assembly
AUGGUGGUGUACAGAUUUCGUUGUUUACUUUGUGGACUGACAAAGGAACUCAAGUAUGGUCGCCGUUCGUCAUCCGGCCGACAUACUGCUAUAAUGCUCGCUUCACUGGUGGUCUAUAGAGAACUGGACGCACAGUUUGCGAAGUCGGUCUAUUCUGAUAUAAUGUUGACUAGAAGAAGGCUGUGCACUGAUCAUUUUGCAGAAGCUGCGAAAUGUAUAUUUGCUGAUAUUGGGGCUUUUGCCGACGAUUCGUCUGAUGCUGACUUGGAUAAAGAUUGGAUCCUAACAAACGAUGGGAACAUCCCUGGACCCGCUAUGGAACGAAUAUGCGCCGCCGUGAAACAGCUGUGUGAGAAAUCAGCGCUGACGGCUGCAAAUAUUGGGAGCUUCUUGAAUGAUAGUCUUACCCGAUAUGGAUCGGGAAUAAUUCCUGAUAAACAGUAUUUGUCUUCGCUUCGGUCUUCUCAAUCGUUUAUGGCUCCACCAGUUCUAGAGGAAACUGAUUCACAGUUACUAGAUGAGAUUUUUCAUGUGCAAGGCAGGAAACUGCUCGAAUUAUUUCGAUACUGUCCAUCAUGUGGAACAUCCUUGGAUGAAUCAAAUGGUGGCUCUGUUCGUCUUUUGGCCAAGGAAAAAACACCCUUCGUUGACCUGAUCUUUCGUUUAACAGCAAAGGGACAAGUUCCUGUUGUUGAAGUGUUGUGUGGAAUGUGCUGGAUUUCAAAAAGACCACAACAACGAUGGGAAGGUCAGAGCAGUGAUGCUUUUGAGGAGAAGAUGCGAAUAGAAGAAGCCGAGAGCAAUGCAGUGGCAAUGCCGAAGAGAAAUGGAGAUAAGUUGGGCAGGUCAGUGGGCCAUGAGAAUGGCGAACAUUUCGAGGUUACUGAAGGAACACCAGACGGCAACGCCAUAGACGGCGCACACAAUAAGCAUAGGGCUCAACAUCUGAUUGAACGGCCAGAAAGCAAGGUGAUGCUGCGAUAUCGGUGCGUCUUGUGUAGUCUCACAUGUCCUUUGAGCUUGGGCCGAAUGUCAUUUUCUUCCCAUAUACUCUCAGCAGUAAUGUUAUCAUCUCUUAUGGUAUUCAAAUCAAUGAGUGUCGAUUCUGCAAAGGCGGUGUACCUCGCUUGUAAAGACAAACGGAAAAUGAUGUGUAAAGUGCAUUAUGCGGAAGCGGCCAAGUACAUAGUCGCAGAAUUGAGUGCUACCGUAGGCACUUUUCCACGCUUCGUGGAAGGUGUGGGUUCGAUAUUCAAAAAGGACUCUGAUGUACCCGAUCAUUUGUUGGAUUGCCUUAACAACAGUGUGAAAACGUUCAGUGGCAGCAUUAUUGUGACUGCUAGAGAUGUUGGACAUUUCUUGAAUGGAAACUUAGUCAGAUAUUAUGAGAACAGCAACCCGGACAAUAAUAUGUGCUCAAAUUGGCCGCCGGAUCUACCAAUGGCCUCACAAUGUGAGUAUGACCUGAGCAUGUCAGAGGCGCCUCCAACCCUCAGUGAAACUUCCCCCGAAUUACUCGAUGAGAUAUUUAUGGUUGAAAGCAAGAAGCUGUUUCUUUUGUUCCGCCACUGUCCCGUAUGUGGUACUGCCGUCGAUAGAAAGACAGGAGGAUCGGUUCGCCUUCUUGUCAUGGGAACCACACCGAUUGUUGAUGUAGCUUGCGGGGUGUGCUGGAUUUCUCGAACAACUCAACGACGAUGGAAAGGUCUUUCAGAAUCGAAAGGAGAGAAGGGAGUCCGCAAAAGAACUCGCGAUGAGCAUAGCUCGAGCUUGAAGCACAGUCACAAUUAUGAGCCCAAAUCCGAGCGAUGCUACUGGAAUGAGAACUUGGCUUCUCAAGAAACUACACAAGAUUUUCUUUGCCACAUCCAGGAUCUCAAACCUUUUGAAGGUCAAAGUACGAGCUACGACAAGCCCAAGGAAAGCAGGAUCAGUCCUCUCAACAAGAGCAAAAUAUUGCUGAGAUAUCGUUGUGUUCUUUGUGGCUACACCCGAGAUCUGUGUUUUGGUCGCAUGUCAUCUUCAAGUCGCCAGUUGACCGGAGUGUUGCUCACAUCUUUGAUGUUUUUCAAAUCAAUGGGCCUCGACCGAGCAAGAAUGGUUUACCACGUAUGCCUCAAGAGACGAAAAAUGUUAUGUAAAAAACAUUACAGAGAAGCGGCGACAUGCAUUGCCAGUGAAGUAGCGGCUGCAGCCGGUGGGCUCUCCAAUUUGUGUGGUAAUGAGGGAAAGUUGCGAGACUUCGAGAUACCUAGUGAUAUUCUGGACUGCCUCAAUGCCUGUGCCCGUCACAUAGAUGAAACCCUUUUACUAACGACAGCCAACGUUGCACAUUUUGUGGAUGGUAGUUUUUCUCCAUCGGAUGACAUCGAUGAGUCAGAAGUUGCUGAUGUAGAAUACGACAACAACAUCACAUCAAAGCGUUCACGGAUGGAUGAAGAAGUAACCCAAAACCGUGAGCAAGAAAGUGCCCGUGGUACCGUUUGUGUGGAUGGAAUUGAAGGAGGGGAAUUCCCAUGUGAAGACUUAUUUUCUGUUCAUGACAUUAAGGUUGAAGAAUAG